This is a messenger RNA of Corticium candelabrum, 1628 nucleotides long. Its product is annotated as F-box/LRR-repeat protein 2-like. Gene Ontology annotation, molecular function: protein binding. Gene Ontology annotation, biological process: SCF-dependent proteasomal ubiquitin-dependent protein catabolic process. The record is from RefSeq and is a predicted model, not a curated record. Gene Ontology annotation, cellular component: SCF ubiquitin ligase complex. The transcript has a single exon. NCBI's taxonomy places the organism in Eukaryota, Metazoa, Porifera, Homoscleromorpha, Homosclerophorida, Plakinidae. The coding region runs from base 75 to 1610 and encodes 511 amino acids.
GCUGAGCAAUCCGGGUAUUUUGUUGAGUGUCCCGGAGUUAUGAAAAUCAUUCGAUGAUGUUUUAGUGCUAGUCGAUGGACUUCAACCAUCUGUCCGACGAGCUUCUGCUUCAUGUAUUUGUUUACUUAGACCAGUGUAAUCUGUUGCGAAUAGCUCGCGUAUGUCGUCGAUGGAUGAGAAUUUGUUACGACGCUCAGUUUUGGAUGCACAUUGAUUUCUUUGCGACGUUUCCACAUUGUGAUAUCAAUUUAGCACUACAGCAUCUAGCGACGAGACUAGACGCAGCACGCGUUCGUUCUCUCGAUUUGACACGCUGCAGUGUCUCUCUUCACGGUGUAGACGUGAUCAUGCAACGGUUUUGUAAUAUCGACGAGCUCUCAUUGUCUUGGUGCAAGAACAGGUUGGCAGACGAAAGGCAAGGCGUUGUGUGGACUGUCCAAUAUCUGACGACUCUGGUGCUGGCCGGUUGCACGUAUCUGAGGGAUGAAGAUGCUGUAGUUAUUGCAACAUGCUGCAGACAGUUGAGACAUCUUGAUUUGUCAUACUGUGAUCAGAAACUGACAGACGGAGGUGUAAUCUAUUUUGCUGAGAAUUGUCACCAUCUUGAGUAUCUCAGUCUCAAUUCUUGCACUCGGUUGACUGGCAGCGGUGUUAGUGCGUUUGGUGCCUCUUGCUCAAAGUUACAAUAUUUCAAUGUGAAUUCUAUUGAAAGACUAACUGAUCAGUCACUUGUAGAAGUUGUUAGUCAAAAUCCAAAUUUGGAGAGUCUGCAUUUGGAUUUUACUGAGCAUGUUAGCGAUGUUAGCAUUGUGGCCAUUGCUAAUUCAUGUAAUAAGAUGAAGGAUCUGCAUUUGUUCCUCUGCUUUGAUAUAUCUGAUGCGGGACUUGAAGCACUUGCUCAUGGAUGUAGAGAUCUACAGUAUAUUGGACUUUUUGGGUCAGAUGGCGUGACUGAUAGUGGUGUGCAAAGCAUUGCAAAUGGAUGCCGGCAUUUAGACCAUUUGGAAAUCUCAGCAAAUCGGUCUAUUAGUGAUGAUGCUCUCAUUUGUGUGUCACAGUGUUUGCCACAUGUGAAGCAUCUUCGAUUUCGUCAGUGCAAUAAGAUCACACACAGGGGAGUGUUGAAAAUAUUGGAGCACUGCACUAAACUGCUAACGCUCCUUUUACAGGAAUGCCCGUCAAUUGGUAAAGGAAUGAACCCUAGGGUGGACUAUGAUAUCUUUAAUACCGAUAAUUACAAAAAACUACCGUCCAGUUUAGCUAUGCUGGAUCUCAGCAUAUGUCAAAGUCUUAGCGACAGGUGUUUGUGGCUCAUUUCUCGUUUAUGUCCAUCUCUUCAAGAAUUGGAUGUGAGUAUAUGUGGUUUGUUGACGGAUAGUGCUGUUCUAGGUAUAUCUCAGCAUUGCUGUGAGUUGGUCAGCCUCAAGCUUCACUGGUGUGUUCUUCUAACUGAUGAAAGUCUUGAUCAUGUUGCUCGCUGUAGCAAACUAAGGCGAUUGACAGUUGGAUGUUGUGAUGAAAUUACAGAUGCAGCUGUUGAUCGCCUUAGACGGCGUCUCUCUGCGUGUACAAUAUCUGGCAUGAGACGUUCAAACUCUGAUAGACCGUGAACUAAUUUUGACUAUUAG